AUGGAGUUUAUUCACCAGACUUUUCAGCGACCAUCAUAUUUAAUCAACGUGAUUCCUGGUGUAUUUCUCCCGGAUAUCCAAGGGAAACAGGUACUUGCUAAUUUCCACACUUAUUUUGAAGUUUUUUCUUUGCAAUUGCAAAAUAAUGAAACCAGUUUUGAAUCAAUCCACAGACAAGACUUCUUUUGCAAAGUAAAUAGUGUAGAUUCCGGUCCAGAUAUUGCAGACCUGACUUCCUUCUUUCAGUUAACAAAAUCAAAAAUAAUUCAAUUAAUUUAUAGUUCAGAGCACAAUUUAUUUGUAAUUGUCAAGACCAUUGACAUUCCUGAACUUUGCAUCCAUUCUUCUUAUAUAUCAUAUCUCAGAACAUCCCUUGUUGUCUCUUCAACAAACGGAGCAAUUUGCAGUUUUUCUCUUCCAAAUUUCGAAGUCACUUUUUUAGAAAAACCGACAAAUAUUGUUUUCCAAUGCAUCAGAAAAGACACAGACUCCAUGAUAAGAGUGGAAGGAGGUUUAAUGAACUUAGUCCUUUAUGGGAAAUCUCCUUUCGAAAGAAAAGAAUUUUAUUCUUUUGACAGAAAAGCAACAAUGGUUUUUCCAUUUGAAACUGACCAAAUAAUUAUUUGUGAAAAUGAAAUGAUUCAUCUUUUGAAAAAUUCAUCGAUUUCCUCGACAAAUCUCAACGAAAUUCCAAAAGAAUCACAAGAAAAUGUUGGAGUUGUGAUUGCUCACUGUCAAAUUGAUACUUCACUUCACCUCAUCUUGACAAAUAACGGUUUUUUGUUCUCAAUUGGGAUGAACUUUGAUGUGAAAUAUAUUUCGCAAUUUGCUGGUGCGAAUAACAUAUUUUUUGUCAAUUUAUUUUUUGUUAUUGUCACUGUCAAUUUUGGUCAAUCAUUUCUAUAUAAUUUCAUUAACAAACAAGUCAUAAAAGUGUUUGAUUGGUACUUUGGAUACAUGGACUUGCAGCCAUUCAGAAAAGGAGAAUUUAUUUCUUCGUCAAAAUCGAAAAUUAUUUCAAGAAAAUUCGGUUUAGAAAUCACCGAGAAAAAUAGAAUGAUUGCCAAUUUGGAGAAUAUACAAAAUAUAAUUCCUUUUGAACUAUCUAAUGAAAAGUAUUUCAUUUUCGUUAAUCAUGAAAAUUCUCUAAUUUUCAACAAAGAAAAUUUGAUUGCACUUUUUGACAAUUUUAAUGCAAAUAUUUUGACAAUUUUUGCCAAAUCAUUUACUUUAGUUGAUAAUACUAAUAUAAUCAUACAGAUAACUAAGGACAAAGUCUACAAAGAUGGCAAAGUAAUCAAGAAUUUGCCUUCUCAUGGAGAAAUCGUAAGUUAUGCAGCAAAUAAAUUUCAUUUGAUGAUUUAUUGGAGUUCUUAUUAUUUCACGUACAUUUCUCUCAAUAAAAACGAAGAUUCAUUAAAGAUAUUAACCGAGAAAGAUGAAAACUAUGUAACUGCUUGCUGUUUUCCGCCAAAUAAAAAGACUCCAAUUGUUUUAGCAACAGUUUUGAAAAAAUUAAUUGCAAAAAGUGAUGAAGAUAAGUUAAAUAUGAGUUUACCAGCACUUGUUUCAGAUAUGGCAUUCUUAAAUGACACAACACUAGUCAUUGGAUAUGAAAAUGGCUAUUUAUCAAUCGGAAAAUUUAACGAUUCUUAUGAAUUUUUCGAAACUUCGCAGUAUAUGAAAAUUGGUGACAAGAAAAUUAAGAUUAAGAAAAAUGGAAAUGUUGUUUAUGCUAUUUCUGAUGAUAUCUGGAUAAUUUACGAUUUCAAAAAUAAUAAUAUGAUUAAGCCGUUAGAGAAAAAUGAUUUUACUGAUAUUUUCAUGGCUGUUGAAGAAAAUGAAUUCCUUACAAUCAAUUCUGAAAGCGAAAUUGUUAAUUUUGAAAUUAAUUUGAACUCAGAUUUAUUUACGUUGAUCGAAUACGAUUUUCCUAAGCAUGAAAUAGAUAAUUUGAUCUCCCUUGAAAACUCUGGCUGCACGAUUUUCAGAGAUAAAAAUACAAUCUAUUUGUUUAUCACUUAUGGAGAAAUUCAGAAGCUGAAAAGAAUAUUUACAUUAUCAUCAUCUGAUCAGACUUACGAAAAAAUCAGAGUUAUUAAAUAUGAUAAAAAUAAUUCAUAUUUAUACAUUUCUGUUUCUAAAGGAGGCGACUGCAAGUUGAUGGUAGGAAAGUUAACGGUCAACAAACUAGAAAGUUCAUUUGAGAAAAAGUUUACUUUUGAUUUUCCAAGAGAAACAUAUAAUUUUGCCUUGAUAGAGAAUGGAUUCGUUUAUGAAUACGAGAAUUCUUUAUAUUUCUAUCAAAUUGCAGAAGAAAAGUUCCAAUUAAUGACAAAAAUUCAAUCUCCAGAAUUAAGAUUGAAAAAUAGUAUUUUAAAUAAUAGCUGUACAUUUGUCCUUGGAAAGAAUCAAUGCAUGUAUAGAUUAUCACUGUCAAAUGACAAAGUUAGAAUAAUUACAAAUCCUUAUCCAAGGAAAAUCACUUUUGGCUGCGAAUACAAAGAUAACUGUGCAAUAUAUGGUGAUAGAGAAGGUAAUGUUGCCAUAUAUUCUGAUUCGAAUCCUCGUUUUUCUUCUUUAAUUGCAAAAACAUCUUUGAACACAGGAUACCCCAUAACUGGUGUUGCAUAUAAGAAAUGUACAAAUAAUCUAUCUUUGUAUUCCACGAUUUCAGGUGAAUUAGGUGCAAUUUUAGAAAUCAACAACGAACAACUUAAAAUGGAAGCAGAAUUUCUUAAGAAGAUUGAGUUGAAGACAGCAGCAUAUCUCCAAGAGAAAACAGGCGCAAUGCAUUAUGUUUUUAGGAAUUUGACAAUUCCAGCCAGAAAUAUUCUCGAUCUUGACAUAAUUUCGAUAUUUAUGAAGCUCAAUAAAAAGGAAAAGACAAGUAUAAUGAGCUCACUCUCUGUAACAUGCACUGAUGAAUUAAUUGAUCAGUAUUUGACACAUAUAUCAGCGUUCUUCAUGUUUUUUGCUGUAUAA
Messenger RNA from Trichomonas vaginalis G3, 2985 nucleotides. RefSeq names its product DNA repair/RNA processing CPSF family. NCBI's taxonomy places the organism in Eukaryota, Parabasalia, Trichomonadida, Trichomonadidae. The record is from RefSeq and is a predicted model, not a curated record. Gene Ontology annotation, cellular component: nucleus; U2 snRNP. The transcript has a single exon. Bases 1 to 2985 code for a protein of 994 amino acids. Gene Ontology annotation, biological process: mRNA splicing, via spliceosome. Gene Ontology annotation, molecular function: protein binding; U2 snRNA binding.